This is a messenger RNA of Bemisia tabaci, 2225 nucleotides long. It is a transcript of the gene MED17, whose product is annotated as mediator complex subunit 17. NCBI's taxonomy places the organism in Eukaryota, Metazoa, Arthropoda, Insecta, Hemiptera, Aleyrodidae. Gene Ontology annotation, cellular component: mediator complex; core mediator complex. Gene Ontology annotation, molecular function: transcription coregulator activity. The record is from RefSeq and is a predicted model, not a curated record. Gene Ontology annotation, biological process: regulation of transcription by RNA polymerase II.
AUUCAUUGAUAAUGGCUGAACCUUCAAAGUAGAAUAAUGUUUGUGUGGUUUGUGCCGGUUGGCUUCGUUCGUUAAAUUAUUCUUCUUGCCGCCCUAAUAAUAAUUCUGGAGCAUAAAAAUGGCCUAUAGUGUUAAUAUUUCUGUGGAGGCCCCAAUUGAAAGCCAAAUUCAAGAAAUCACCUACGAUGGACAAGAAAUAUACCAGGCGCCUCUCUCAAUGUCAGAGAAUCUGGCGAAAAUGGCGCAAAAAAUUGAUUUUGCUCGUGUUAGUCCUGACACCUUCAAAAGUGAACCAAUGGAAACAGACAAACCUGAUGACGAUGCACAGUCUAAAGAUUCUGCCGCUUUUCAAGCUCCUCAAUGUCUCUGGGACUCUGUGAGAAGUAAAUUAAGGAAUUCACUUACAGAGUUGUGUGUUUUACAAGAUGUGUUGACCAUCGCCAAAGAAAAACGCUAUAUGGUCCUGGAUCCAGUACCUCAAGAAGUUCCAGAACAGAAACCAAUGGCUCAAAUCUAUGCAAGGAAAAAAGCUUUAUCAGGAGCAGCGUCCGUCUUACUCAGUGCCGCUGAAAGAUUGAGAACCUCUCAAACAGAAAUGGCUCGUAACAGGACAACCCCAGAUUUCCACAUAGAGUUAUUACGACUGAGACAAAAUUGGCGAUUGAAGAAAGUUUCCAAUGCUAUAAUUGGAGAUCUUAGUUACAGAACUGCGGGAUCAAAAUUUUCUCAGAUGGGUAUGUUUGAAGUAACAAAAGCAGAAGAUGAUGCCUCAACAUCGCAAGCCUCCAGUCCUCCUCCAUCACCUGGACUUGGGCCACCAAUGCCACCAAAACCACCUUCAGCCCUCAGAGUCACAGUUCCAUCAGAAUUACAGGGAGUGGCAUAUAUUAUGGUAUUAUGUCGAAAAGAUCAAGAAGAUUUAAGUGUAUCUGCUAAUCUUCUGGGCUCGUCUGCACCAAGUGCAAAUCCAGAUGUUCAUUGGCAGCAAAAACUUGAAGCAGCUCAGAAUGUAUUGUUCUGUAAAGAACUUUUUAAUCAAUUAGCCAAAGAAGCCGUUCAACUCCAGGGUCCCAUUCCACAUAUGGUUGUUGGAAAUCAAAUCAUGGCCACUGUCCUUCCGGGAAUUCAGCUGAUCAUCGGAUUGUGUCAUAGUGGAGGCGGUGGAGAAUCUAAAAGAGGAAUCGCCCCUCCUCCGCCAAAAGGUGAUCAUGAUCAUGUGCUGGAACAUUCUCUUCAUCAACUUCUUAGAGAGGUGCACCACAAAAAUACUCAUCAUCCGUUCCCGCAUCCCUCCAGUGGGCCCCUGGGACCCAGCAAGAAGAGAGCAUUGGCAGGACCAACUGCUGCGGACCGGUACCAGCUGUUAGAGAUGACCAAAAGUAAAACCAUGCUUGAAGAAAUGAUCGAGCAGACUCAACAUUUCUUCAUGAGACUGCGAGCAGAAUAUGUAUUAGAUACAAUUGCGAAAGAGGUAAAAGACCCUCUCAUUGUCUCGCACUGGAAUGCGUUAAAUUCUCCAACCCAGUCUUGUGUGAAAAUCACCAUCAUCACUCAUGGAUAUGAAGUCAUUGGCAAAUCCUCUCUUAUUGUUCAUGUCGGUCAAAAAUCCAUGAAGUGUGUUUGCAGAGAUGGGAAAGUGAUGCAUUUAUCCUACGAGCCACAAGAGUUGCGGGACCUGAUUUUCUGCCAGAUUCAUCAACACCAAAUAAAUUCUGUACAAGCUCUUGGAAGGUGUAUGGGAUGGCAGCACCUUGCGAACAGCCCCCAUUUAGGAAUUGGACCUGUCGAACCCCUAGGCAACGCCAGUUCUUGCAUCCUAGCCUCUCCAAUGGGUGACAGGAUUAUUGCCAUUCGUUGUGCACCACAAGCGGGACCUCAAGUUUUCAUUGCUCACUCGCCGCGAAAAGAUUUCUUCAGUGGACAGCUAGUCAAAGAGCGCAAAUGGGAAAACUUAGGUGGGCCUUUCAAAGAGGUUCGUUGGGACAAAAUGGAAGGGAAAAAUUUCCUGAACAAAAUGGAACUGCUCAUGGCUAGUUUAACUAGCAACUCCUAAUCAACUUCUUCCCUACUUACUAAAAAGCUUCAGCAAAUUUUAUACUUAAAUCAUUUGUAUCAUAUGUGUAAUUUAAAUGUAAAUAAUAUAUUUUGUAAAUGUUCUCAGGUUGCAAUUAAAUGGCUCUUUCUCAAUGUAAUUUUGUAUCAUAAUAAAAAAAAUACUAAUUGUU